Suillus bovinus is the source of this 1084-nucleotide messenger RNA. RefSeq lists its product as uncharacterized. The transcript is spliced from 3 exons. The record is from RefSeq and is a predicted model, not a curated record. Bases 166 to 963 code for a protein of 265 amino acids. Lineage: Eukaryota; Fungi; Basidiomycota; Agaricomycetes; Boletales; Suillaceae.
CGGUGAUACGCCGCAUUGAUUUCGCAAUUGUUUGUGUCAUGCUUAUUAUGUGUCAACGUAAUGUUGAAAUCGAUGGCAAUGAUAUCUGCAUUUGAACUGGAGCUCGAGAGCCAUCACUGAGAGAGCAAAGGUGGUGCACGUGUGAGUCUUAUUACUAAGCGGCGUAUGACCAAAUUAGGAUUUCAUUACAUGACGACAUCUUCCGUUCAACUAUGUAGGUCUCGCCCGGUUUUAGUAAAUUGCAUCCGAGUUCGCUCCACUGGCAGCUCCAACUCAUCGCCUAGUGUUGCGAUGUCUGCCUAUGGCUUUCUCCUCAUAUCAGUCGCCGCUCUGUGUAUCAUAACUUUGUGCUGCUUUGUUCGUUGCCGGCCUGGCGUGUUUAUCGACACAUCCUGGGAUACGACAGAGCAGCUAGAUGGGAGGGUUCGUCGACGAAGGAAGUUGGUACCUCCUGUCUUGUGGGAUACUUGGCUGACCCGCCCUCCGUCACCCACCGAGGAAGUCUUGGGUGUGGGUCAGUUUGAAUGGUCGAAUAUUCAGCCUGUAUAUGUAUCUCUCAUCUAUGCAUGUCAGUCUCGGCCUGCACGUCAAUUCGCAGUAGCCGAGUCAGAAGUACCUGCGGAUCGCUCUACCGUGGCACAACUUCUUCCCCAUUCUUCUUCGUCCUUACCUUUACCCCCGCGAAGACGGUUUACAUUCCCUCUUGUCCAUACUUUCAACUUCCAUAUGUGGCCACGACGACGCUCACACACUCAUCAUAUAUCAACAUCAUCCGAAAAGCCCAUAGAUAAUGAGACUGAGAACCACCCAGAAGCUGUUCAAAUUGCUGUGAUGAUCUCCAUGCCUUCCUCCGCCUCUAGAUGUUGGAACCACGCAGGGGGUCCUUCGUGUCACUCUACUGGCCCCGACGAUGCGCUGUGGGAGUAUCAGUUCGGGGUCGCGCAGAUUCCAUGGAUAACAUAGUGAGUGUACUGAUGUUGAUAUGCUUUGUGUUCUUCUUUCCUGCUACUAGCCCCCAGUGUGUGGACGUAGCUGUUCGCGUUUGAUUGAAAGAAACAUGUGCAUAUUACAUGUACCUAGCAAU